AUUGGUUGAUGGGUGAGCGCUGCUGGGAACUCUUAAAUUGGCAUGCAUUUGGCACGCGCCUCAUCAGUCGUGCCGGGUUCGUCGUGUGUACGGGCGCGCGAUAAGUGAGUUGUCAGUGCGUGCUCUGGGGACAACGCACCAACGUUAACGUGUGACUGAGCCGGUAGCAUAUUUGCACCUACCGAAAUUAGAGCCCGAAGCGCGAUAAUUUCCUAUUAUGGGUUCAGCUGUGAAGAUUCGUAACAAUAUGGCAUCAGCCAUGGUAGGAGUAGUGGCAGUCGCACUGCUGAUUGUCGCAUGCUGUCAGAUCGUAGUGGCGCAGUACAAGCAGUGUAAAGGCGGUGAAUCCUGCAUAGACAUAAAUGAGUGUGCACAUUUCGGACCACACCACACCGAUCCCAAGAAAUGGUCCGACAGCUUGAAGCACGAUUUUCGCGACAAGUUGUGCCACCGUGAAAGUAACAACGGAAAAUUUUUGUUCAAGGUGUGCUGUCAGCAGGAAGCGGACAGCAACAACCAUCGUAAGCGCAACCUGACGCUGCUCGAUCUAGAAAAGUGCGGUCCGUACAUCGAGGAAAAGAUUGCCAACGGCAUAGACGCCAUACUGUUCCAGUAUCCCUGGAUGGCACUGCUGCAAGACACGGAACUUGACUUCGUUUGUGGCGGUACGUUGAUCAACAAGCGCUACGUACUGACUGCAGCCCAUUGCUUUUCGAGAAAAGCUAUAAUCUCGGUACGUUUGGGCGAGUUCGAUCUGCAGAGCGAUAUCGACUGUGACAAGCGAGGGGAGCGGUGCGCUUUGCCACCCCAGGACAUUGCCGUGGAGCGAACGAUCAAACACAAAGACUACAGUGCGCGACAUAAGGUGAACGAUAUUGCGCUGAUUCGACUUGCAUCGGAGGCGUCCUAUAACGAAAAUGUGAUGCCGAUCUGCUUGCCAGUGUCGCCGGAAAUGCGCACAGUAAAGGAAAUCUAUUACGUUUCCGGCUGGGGAUUGACGGAAAACAAUACAAGGUCAGACGUACUACAAGUAGGACUGCUCAGAGAGCUUCCAAAUGACGUGUGCCAGCAGCUGCUGCAAAGGAAGGACAAAUACGUCACCGUCAAUAGCGAUCAGAUGUGUGCGAUCGGAGCGAAUCGGACCGACAACUGUAGCGGUGAUUCCGGUGGACCGCUCAAGACGGUCGCUGUCAACGCACGUUUCGUACAGUACGGCGUGGUGUCGUACGGGUUGAGAACAUGCGGUAAGGAAACUGCUCCUGGUGUAUACACUCGUGUGGAAAAUUACAUCGACUGGAUUUUGGACAAUUUGGAAGAAUGAGUGAAUGAGUGUGUGUGUGUGUGUGUGUGUGUGUGUGAGAGAGAGAGAGAGAGAGAGAGAGAGAGAGAGAGAGAGAGAGAGGAAAAAAGAGAGCGAAAAUAAAACGCCAUUCUGCAUAACUCUUGUCAACUUCUAUAGAGUGGGAAACCGUU
Messenger RNA from Anopheles gambiae (African malaria mosquito), 1473 nucleotides. RefSeq names its product phenoloxidase-activating factor 3. Gene Ontology annotation, biological process: proteolysis. Bases 218 to 1321 code for a protein of 367 amino acids. The record is from RefSeq and is a predicted model, not a curated record. NCBI's taxonomy places the organism in Eukaryota, Metazoa, Arthropoda, Insecta, Diptera, Culicidae. The transcript has 5 exons. Gene Ontology annotation, molecular function: serine-type endopeptidase activity.